GUGUCCUGGAUCGGAGACCACCCUCCACCACCGCUGGGGGUGUUUGAGCUUCAUUUCUUCCUACGGAGUACAUCUUCCCUUAUCCUAACGGUCAGAGAGGAUCUAUACACCUGCGAAGGCCUCCAUUGAAUGUCGUGCUCAGAUCAUCUUCUGUCCCUUGCCGCGCCCCUUUUCGAUCCUCGCCCGCCAAUCACAGCCGCCCGUUGCGAUCGAUUCUUAUUCUUGGGCCAUCGACAUCAUUUCCCAAUCCUCCCACCACGACGUCUCCUCUCCCCUCCUCGUCCACCACGGCUUCUCCACCACCUACGCACGCCGCUCGGCUCCCUCGGUCGUCGUCCUUCUCGAAAACGACGCCUAUCGCGCCACCACCGGACCCUUCCCUAUCAUCGCCCCCGGCUAAAGCGGCUGCUCCUCGUCCCCCGCGAGGCCUCCGCGUCCGGUGCCGUUCCUUCGAGGCCCAUCAUCCCGCAGCACUUGCAUCGGCCGAUCGGGUCGCCGCAGAGAGCUCCUCCCAAGCUCGACUUUCGUACCGACGAAAGAGUUCCUGGAUACCCCCCACGAUCUUGCGACCGCCGUCGGUCCGACUUGCGAAUCCCGUCAAUUACGUCCCUCGCAUUACCCCGGUCACGGUCCCCCAUUUGCAGCAAGUAUCGGACGAGAACCUUCCGCUCGAAGCGCAACGAGACGCCUACCCUCUCCUGACCAUCCCCGAACGGCGUCGUAGUCGACCGACCCCGUCCCCGAACAGCCUGGUGGUGGAGCGCAGCCAGGGGGAAACGGAGAGUGGACGCUCGAGCAUCGCAGUGCCUCAAGGCCAGAGGCGCAGUGGAGCAUUUGACGAUCAUCUGCUGUUGCGAGCAAUGUCCGACUCGGCUGCAUCGAAUGGGGCUCAGGAGGCAAAGAACCCUCGUGCGCCGGAACGGGCACAUCUAGGCUUUGAAUUCGCGGCAGAUGGACCAGGGCCACUUCACGAUGACCGGCCCCGUCAUAUCCAGUCGCAGUCCUCGCUGCGGUCACAGUCACACAUCGCUUCGGUGCCAUCUAACACCGGCACCCACGCCGUUGGCGAGGCCGAUGUGGCGGAGGAGUUAGCAUG
Aspergillus ibericus CBS 121593 is the source of this 1096-nucleotide messenger RNA. RefSeq lists its product as uncharacterized. Lineage: Eukaryota; Fungi; Ascomycota; Eurotiomycetes; Eurotiales; Aspergillaceae. The transcript has a single exon. Bases 130 to 702 code for a protein of 190 amino acids. The record is from RefSeq and is a predicted model, not a curated record.